Camarhynchus parvulus is the source of this 1624-nucleotide messenger RNA. It is a transcript of the gene COPS6, whose product is annotated as COP9 signalosome subunit 6. Gene Ontology annotation, biological process: protein deneddylation. Gene Ontology annotation, cellular component: COP9 signalosome. Lineage: Eukaryota; Metazoa; Chordata; Aves; Passeriformes; Thraupidae. Gene Ontology annotation, molecular function: protein binding; metallopeptidase activity. The record is from RefSeq and is a predicted model, not a curated record. The coding region runs from base 12 to 1073 and encodes 353 amino acids. The transcript has 10 exons.
AGGGCUCCAAGAUGGCGGCGGCGGCGCCGGGAGGCGGCGGCUCCUGCGGGGGAGGAGCGGGGCCCGGGGGGGGGCCCGGGAGCGCCGGGAACGGCACCGGGAGCGCGGGGAAUAACGGCGGCAUGGAGGUGGAUGGGGCAGGGGCGCCUCAGGUGAUGGCCGGAGGAGUGACCGGCAGCGUGUCCGUGGCCCUGCACCCCCUGGUCAUCCUCAACAUCUCGGACCACUGGAUCCGCCUGCGCUCCCAGGAGGGACGCAACGGCCAAGGACCCCCAAACCCCCCUGUGGCAGUGAUUGGGGCGCUGAUCGGGCGCCAGGAGGGCCGGAACAUCGAGGUGAUGAAUUCCUUCGAGCUGCUGGCGCACGGCUCGGGGGGAGCGCUGCUCAUCGACAAGGAGUACUACUACACCAAGGAGGAGCAGUUCAAGCAGGUGUUCAAGGACCUGGAGUUCCUGGGCUGGUACACGACGGGGGAACCCCCCGAGCCCGCCGACAUCCACGUGCACAAACAGGUGUGUGAGAUCAUCGAGAGCCCGCUGUUCCUGAAGCUCAACCCCAUGACCAAGCACACGGACCUCCCCGUGAGCGUCUUCGAGUCCGUGAUCGACAUCAUCAACGGCGAGGCCACGAUGCUGUUCGCCGAGCUGCCCUACACGCUGGCCACCGAGGAGGCCGAGAGGAUCGGGGUGGAUCACGUGGCCAGGAUGACGGCAACGGGAGGAGGGGAGAACAGCACGGUGGCCGAGCACCUGAUAGCCCAGCACAGCGCCAUCAAGAUGCUGCACAGCCGCGUUCGCCUCAUCCUCGAGUACGUCCGGGCAGCCGAGGCCGGGGAGGUUCCGUUCAACCACGAGAUCCUGCGCGAGGCCUGCGCCCUCUGCCACUGCCUGCCCGUGCUCAGCACCGACAAGUUCAAAACCGACUUCUACGACCAAUGCAACGACGUGGGGCUCAUGGCGUACCUGGGCACCAUCACCAAGACCUGCAACACCAUGAACCAGUUUGUGAACAAAUUCAACGUCCUCUACGACCGCCAGGGCAUCGGGCGCCGCAUGCGCGGCCUCUUCUUCUAGACGGACCCGAAACUGCCCCAAAUCCACCCGAAAAAUGCCCCGAGAACUGCUCUGAAAUCGCUCCAGAAACUGCUCCAAAAACUGCUCAAAAAUUACCCCAAUGUCGCUCAAAAAACUGCCCCAAAACCGACUCAAAUCCACUCAAAAAAUGGCCCAAAAACUGCUCAAAAAUUACCCCAAUAUUGCUCCAAAAACUGCCCCAAAAUCGCCCCAAAUUGAUCCAAAAGCUGCCCCAAAACUGCCUCAAAUCAACCCAAAAAAUGCUCUAAAAUUGCUCCAGAAAUCGCUCCAAAAACUGCUCAAAAAUUGCCCGAAUAUCACUCCAAAAACUGCUCCAAAACUGCCUGAAAUCAACCCAAAAAAUGCCACAAGAAGUGCUCUGAAAUCGCUCCAAAACCUGCUCCAAAAUUGCCCCAAAUUGCUCAAGAAACUGCUCAAAAAUUGCCUCAAAACUGCCCCAAAUUGGUCCAAAAAGUGCUCAAAAAUCGCUCGAAAAACUGCCCCAAAUCGCCUCAAAAAACACCCUAAAAACUGCACCAAAAGUCGCCCAG